Molecule: messenger RNA, 1204 nt
Organism: Myxocyprinus asiaticus (Chinese sucker)
Lineage: Eukaryota; Metazoa; Chordata; Actinopteri; Cypriniformes; Catostomidae
Product: protein SCO2 homolog, mitochondrial-like
Exons: 2
Coding region: 151-1095 (314 amino acids)
Biological process (GO): mitochondrial respiratory chain complex IV assembly; intracellular copper ion homeostasis
Cellular component (GO): mitochondrial inner membrane
Molecular function (GO): copper chaperone activity; copper ion binding
Source: RefSeq, a predicted model, not a curated record
UUAAAUGAAUCUGCGCCCUCGAAAUUAAAGUGUGACGUUUGUUUUCCUCCACCCGGACUGUUGUACAAUCAUGUCACAUGUGCAGCAGUAGCUCACGUUUAAAGUUUGCCGUAAGGACACACGACUGUGACUCCAGGUUGUGCUUCAUGUAUGCUGAGGAUGUUUAGUCUCAGCAGUCUUGGAGGACUCCGCUCAUAUAUGACAUCAAGGAGCAUCCUGCAGUCAACAAUUAAAUCAUCCCACACUCCAGGAACAAAUAACCUUUCACAUCAUGUUCCAAAGGGCAUGUUCUCCUUGUACAGAUCCCUCAAAAAGAUGCAACAGGCCCAGUUCAGGACAUCAGCUCAUGGUUUUCCUUCACCACACCAUCGUCAAUCAUGUUUAUUCUUAGAACCAAGAGCUUCCUAUUCUCAGAGCUCCUCUAAACCUCCAAACCCAGGCUCGUUCGCAGGGAUCAAACUGCGCACUCGACUGGUGGUGACACUGCUGUUUGGAGGUGGUAUCAUAGGUACCUGGUGGUAUGUGUACCAGGAGAAGCAGCAGAGGCUGCAGAAGCAGAGACUGGAGCAGUUGAGGAAGGUGGCUGUAGGACAGGGAGACUUCCACUUGUUGGACCACACGGGACAACGCAGGACUAAACGGGACUACUUGGGCCAUUGGGUGCUCUUAUACUUCGGUUUCACCCACUGCCCAGAUAUCUGCCCAGAUGAGCUGGAUAAGAUGACCAGUGUGGUACGUAUUCUGGAUAAAGACCCUAGCUUGCCCUCUGUUCAGCCUUUGUUCAUCACAGUUGACCCUGAGAGAGAUGAUGUGGCCGCUAUGGCUAAGUAUGUGAAAGACUUCCAUCCACGACUAGUUGGACUGACAGGGACCGCAGAGGAAGUGAAGGAGGCAGGACGGGAUUAUAGGGUCUACGCCAGUGCUGGCCCUAAAGAUGAGGAUGGAGAUUAUAUUGUGGACCACACCAUACUAAUCUACCUGGUUAAUCCAGAUGGCCUGUUUCUGGACUACUACAAUAGAAUGAAAAAUGACAACCAGAUUGCUGAGAGUGUUCGAAAUCAUAUGAAAAUGUAUGUUAAAUUAUUUCCAGAUUAAUACAUGGAAUUGUGAAAAAAACUUUGUGCACAAAGUUUGUAAUUGCCACACAAUAAACUGACUUGGUAUGGGCAAUGAUUUCUGAUUCAGUUCAGCUGAUUAAACCAGC